This is a messenger RNA of Lathyrus oleraceus (garden pea), 1855 nucleotides long. RefSeq names its product exocyst complex component EXO70B1-like. Gene Ontology annotation, biological process: exocytosis. Bases 1 to 1755 code for a protein of 584 amino acids. The record is from RefSeq and is a predicted model, not a curated record. Lineage: Eukaryota; Viridiplantae; Streptophyta; Magnoliopsida; Fabales; Fabaceae. Gene Ontology annotation, cellular component: exocyst. Gene Ontology annotation, molecular function: phosphatidylinositol-4,5-bisphosphate binding. The transcript has 2 exons.
AUGUAUGGUCGUGUAACUAUCAAGUAUAUGAGGCUUCCAAUUAGAAUUUUAUAUCCGGAUGCAUCAACUUCUAGUGCUCCAUCAUCCUUCUCCCACUUAAGUGUAUUUUGGCCCACAAUCACCACUGUUUACUCCUUCUUUUUUGAUAAAGCAAACGGAAAACCAGAUUUAUAUAGUCUUAUUUCGUGCGCUGCGUUUGCUAUCAUGUCUCUUAGUUUAUCAAAGCAGACUCAUUUUGGAUUUGAAAUUGAUCUUUUAUAUUUUUUCUGUGGGUAUCUAACUUUACAACUCAUGAAGAUCAAAUUGUUUUUAGUCAUUGUUGGAGUGAUUUUCAGUUAUUUUCUCAUCAUCCUUCGUUUUUAUUUGGGCAACCAAACCGAAAUUGGGCAUCGUAGACUCCAAAUCCAUGACCCUCAUGCUGUAGUCAUUCAAGUCCGGGCAGAUUCAGAAAGUGCUCCAUUUAUGAAUUCUAAUGCUCUACGAGAAAACACAGAUUUCGAGCCAAUCACUCAAGUCAUUUUGCAAUCAUUACAAGACACUAGUGAUAGUGAUCAAGAUUGCCUCACACUUGGUGAUUGUAAAAAAGUUAUAGUCAAGACGAAUGAGAAGCUUAAUCAAUUGAUUUGGAAGCGAAUUAUAAUGAAAGAGAAAAUAGUCCUUCCGGACAACUAUAUUUCAAUGAAAACUUUGAGGAUCAAAGAGAUGGAAGAGAUUGCGGAUUACCUACACAAAACAGUGAAGAACAUGGUUGAUGUUGAGUUCAUCUCAGAGUGUUGCAACAUGUACAACAUUUUUCGAAGCAAAUUCAUCGACAGGUGUCUCUGUAGACUUGGUUUGCAGGAGGUCAAUUUGUGUAACCCUGAGAAUGAGAAUAUUAAAAGUUUGAUUAGAGCUCUUCACAUAGCUCUAAAUACACUUCUUCCUAAUGAGAGAAUGACCUGGCAUCGCGUCUUUUCUGGAUUCUCCACAAAGUAUUGCAUUUUUUCCUCGUCAGAGUGGAUGAGAUUAGAAAUUGAAUUGUGGGCCAAACUUUUAGUCUUGGAGACUUGUAUGAACUCCAAUUCUCAAAAGAAGGUUAAAUUUGGUUUCGGGGUUCAUCCGCUUACCCUCAGCUUAAUGAACUGCAUUGAAGAAGUUUCAGAAGAUAGUAAUAAUAUGGAUUAUGUUCACAUUCCUUACAUUAUACAGUUACUACAGACUAAUUUAGACGCAAGGUCUAAAACACACAUAAACUCUACUUUAGGGCAUCUUUUUAUGCUAAAUAACAAUAGAUAUAUACAAGUGGUGGGAAGACGCGAUUCCUUGCGAACUCUUUUAGGAGAUGAUUGGACUCAACUACAAGGUUCAAAACUCAGACAAAACAUUGGAGAUUUUCUUAAAGGCGUGUGGAGAAAGGUUUUUAAAUCAAUGAACACUAAGUCAAUUGGCCCCGAGGAUGCUAUCGCAACAAUGAAAUUGUUCAAUCAAAACUUUUUAAACGUAUGUGAGGCUCAGUCUACAUGUUCUAUACUCGAUGUGAAGACAAGGAAAUUUGUACAAAGGUAUACGAAAAAGAUAUUCAUGCCAAAAUAUGAAGUUUUCAUUGGGAGGUUCACGGAUAUUGUUGGAAAAGAUGAUGCGGAUCAAUAUAUUAACUAUGGAAUGUUAGACAUCACAGAUAAAUUCAAUCAUUUAUAUCUGGAAAGUGAGAAGAAGAAUAAAAAUAAAAAGUAUUGGCCUAUUACACAAUGUUCAACUUCUACCAUGAAAACAUAGGUGCUCAAAACUUCCCUAAAAAAUAAUGGUAAGGAGUUGGGGAAAGGGUUUGACUUAGCUUCUUUUUCAUCUUUAAUUCCAAUGCAUUUCUAGUACUCUC